AUGUGCACCACCUGGUGGGAACUGAAAUCACUACACAAGUUAAUGGCCGGCCAGAUGAAUUUUUUCUCUUUCGUUUCGAGUAUAGAUUGCCAAAUGGGGUUAUUGCAUGUCAAGUGUGAGAGCAGCAAAAUAAAGACAACAAGAGUUCAAUUGCCAUCUCUCCCUAUUCAUAUCUAUCUAUCUAUCUGUCUAUCUAUCUAUCUAUCUAUCUAUCUAUCUAUCUAUCUCAUUCUAUUCAUAUCUAUCUAUCUAUCUAUCUAUCUAUCUAUCUAUCUAUCUAUCUAUCACAUCGACCACAGUCAAGAUCUAAACCGCCAUUCACUUUAUAUUUCCUUCGAUCCGACACUUCCCAUCUUUCCCUUACAUUGUGUCUCUCUCUCGCACCCUGUCUUUGACAAACUCUUUCCUCUCCCCGCUCUCAUCCCAUUGGGCCAUAUUCGCGCUAAUUCGCAGACCCUAACGCCAUUCAGCGCUCGUACCCUGAAAAUAAUCAUUCUCAAACAAAAACUAUCUAUCUAUCUAUCUAUCUAUCUAUCUAUCUAUCUAUCUAUCUAUCUAUCUAUCUAUCUUAAACAGUCUUCUGUUCAUAUCUCUAUCUAUCUAUCUGUCUAUCUAUCUAUCUUUAACAGUUUGUUCAUAUCUAUCUAUCUAUCUAUCUAUCUAUCUAUCUUAAACAGUCUGUUCAUAUCUCUAUCUAUCUAUCUGUCUAUCUAUCUAUCAAUCUUUAACAGUCUGUUCAUAUCUCUAUCUAUCUAUCUGUCUAUCUAUCUAUCUUUAACAGUUUGUUCAUAUCUAUCUAUCUAUCUAUCUAUCUAUCUAUCUAUCUAUCUAUCUAUCUAUCUAUCUAUCUAUCUAUCUAUCUAA
Molecule: messenger RNA, 864 nt
Organism: Acanthosepion pharaonis
Lineage: Eukaryota; Metazoa; Mollusca; Cephalopoda; Sepiida; Sepiidae
Source: the annotation of a GenBank genome assembly